Messenger RNA from Neodiprion fabricii, 1359 nucleotides. Its product is annotated as arrestin domain-containing protein 17-like. Gene Ontology annotation, biological process: protein transport. Lineage: Eukaryota; Metazoa; Arthropoda; Insecta; Hymenoptera; Diprionidae. The transcript is spliced from 7 exons. Bases 18 to 1253 code for a protein of 411 amino acids. Gene Ontology annotation, cellular component: cytoplasm. The record is from RefSeq and is a predicted model, not a curated record.
ACGGUUCGCAAGUCCCGAUGGGAGGCACGCAAUUAGCGAUUGAAUAUGACCGUGAAAAUGGUAUAUAUCUACCGGGUGAACUUGUGUCAGGGAGAAUUGUGGCAGAUUUUUCGUCACCGAAAGAGAUCAGAGGACUCCGAGUGAAGGUCGUUGGGGAGGCGAAAGUGAGAUGGACUGUAAAGCGAGGGAAGUCGCGGACAGUGUACCGCGGUGAGGAGAAUUACUUCUCCUCGCUGUUCCACUUGAUAGGAAGUGAUUCCGGUCCAACCAUCGAGCUUCCAGCCGGUCACCUGGUUUAUCCGUUUAGUAUUCAACUACCGAUGGGGCUACCUAACAGCUUUGAGCAUAAGAUUGGUCACAUACGGUAUACGAUCAAGGCCACUUUUGACAGGCCAUGGAAGUUCGAUCAUGAGGUCAAGGCUGCAUUUACAAUUGUUUCUGCCUAUAACUUAAACGAGAGACCGCAAGCUGCUCUGUCGAUCCACGGAAACAUGCAGAAGAGCUUUUGCUGCUUUUGUAUGGGCAAGGGAAAUUUAUCGGCAAUAAUAUCUAUUCCCUCGAGUGGAUUUGUGCCUGGUCAAAUCAUACCUGUUACUGUAGAAUGUGAAAAUAAUUCCACAGUCGAAGUGGAGCAGAUACAGGUUUCUUUGAGACAGAAGUUGAGAUUUGAAGCGAGCUCUCCGUAUCAUCGCUCCAAGAAAGUAGGAUCGAGUGUGAUAAAAUCGCAGUUCAAUGAACCGUUUGCUAACAAAUCCGAGGAGCCUGUUAUACUACCAUUGAAAGUUCCGGCGCUUCCUCCGUCCAAUCUUGAGUUCUGCGGGAUAAUCGACCUUGAUUACGUCUUGAGAGUAACGAUGUCUUUCUCCGGGGUGCACUGCGACAUCCACGAAGACUUCCCCAUCCUUAUUGGAACAGUUCCACUGUACGGGUCCUUCGACAUGUACAGCCCAAACGUCCGGGUGACCCCAUCACCUAGUGCACCACCCCUACAAAACCCUGCAGAUUUUACAAGUACGUCUUUCCCUGGUCACUCACAACCUAGUGACACACCGUCGCCUCCGUAUCCAAGUCAGGGUGAUCCACGCGAUUUACCUCCACCUUCUUAUGAACAGUGCAUGUAUGGUGCCCAAUCUAUCAAGGACACGGAGGAGUCCGAUUAUGUUCAGGCCGUUCCAUAUGCUCCGCGAUAUCCUGUGUACAACUACGACGCCGCUAACACAGCUUCUAGUGCUCCCAUGCUCGAAAAGCAGUGAAUGCAGAUGAAUGCCCUUAAAGACAAAGUACCAAUCACUACACUAAGAUACUCUUGGGAACUACUCCGAACCAUUGCAUUUCGAUUAAAUCGUCAUCAGUUUCCAA